Gongylonema pulchrum is the source of this 1047-nucleotide messenger RNA. Lineage: Eukaryota; Metazoa; Nematoda; Chromadorea; Rhabditida; Gongylonematidae. The record is from the annotation of a GenBank genome assembly.
AUGACGCAGCAAACUCCCUAUAUCGGGAGCAAAAUAAGCCUAAUUUCAAAAUUGGACAUACGCUACGAGGGCAUCCUUUAUACAGUCGAUACCAAUGAAUCAACAAUCGCUCUGGCAAAAGUGCGUUCAUUUGGUACAGAAGAUCGGCCGACAUCAAAUCCGGUAGCAGCGCGUGACGACGUUUAUGAGUAUAUCAUAUUCAAGGCAACCGAUAUCAAAGAUCUAAUUGUAUGCGAAACACCGAAACCUGUGCCCCAGCUCGCAAGCGCAUCACGUUCGGAAUCGGCAAAUCGUAUUUCGCCACCAGACAGUUCGGGACAUUUACGUGCUCCUGGUGCGGGCCGUAACAAUAGUCAACGCGUGGCUGGUUCCCAGUCCAAUACCAUUCAAACAGCGACAGGACAGCUGAAUUAUCAGAAUACUGGUGUACAGCAGGCUUACGCGCAGGGACAGCAGAAUAACAAUUAUCGCAAUGGUAACCGCGGAAGCGUCUAUGCUCGAGGCGGCGUCAGCUAUCAGCGUAACAGAGGAGGAGGAGGAGGAGGAGGCACAAUUGGCAAACCACAGUCGAAGGAAAAGCUGAAAUUCGAAAGUGACUACGAUUUCGAGAAGGCCAACGAGCAGUUUCAGGAAACGUUGAACAGCAUCACCAACGAUCUCAAGAAAAGCAAACUGGAAGGACAGCUGAAUUAUCAGAAUACUGGUGUACAGCAGGCUUACGCGCAGGGACAACAGAAUAACAAUUAUCGCAAUGGUAACCGCGGAAGCGUCUAUGCUCGGGGCGGCGUCAGCUAUCAGCGUAACAGAGGAGGAGGAGGAGGAGGCACAAUUGGCAAACCACAGUCGAAGGAAAAACUGAAAUUCGAAAGUGACUACGAUUUCGAGAAGGCCAACGAGCAGUUUCAGGAAACGUUGAACAGCAUCACCAACGAUCUCAAGAAAAGCAAACUGGAAGGUGUUUGUUCACUCCUCCUCGAUAAAUUUUUCAGCUUAAUUUCCCUCUCGCUGUCUGCGUUUUGCCUUUUUUUUAGCAUCCAGCUUAAUUGA